UAUAUCGUCAUGUAAUUGCUGGAACGUUGUAUCACACACAAUAAAAAGAUUUUUUCCGUCCCUAUCAGAAGAAAACUUCUGCAGCUUGUGUCAGUUUAAGUUAGUCGACCGAAGAAGGUGUAGGUCUACAAAAGCAAAGCCGGUUCCAGAGAAUAAAAUAUAUUAGCGUUUCCAAGAUGAAAACCCUAUUCACCCUUAUUGGGUUAGUAAUUUAUAUAGCAUACAGUAAUGGUGCGAGUCUCACAACCAACCAAGCGUUUGUGGUAUCCACGACUGCAGCACCUGUGGAGACGAGUAGCAGUGCAGAUGCGGAGCCUAAAAUUCCAAAAAUCUACGAAAUGCGUGUCGAAACAAACGUCUCAAACCGUUACGCAAAAACACUUAUCACCAGCAGAGUAAAAAACUUAGAUAUAAAAGCCCAAGAAGCGACUUUCUCCGUCGUAACUCCAGAUAAAGCGUUUAUUUCCAGUUUUGUCAUGGAAAUUGAUGGGAAAAAAUACGAAGCUUACGUGCAGGAAAAAGAAGAGGCAAAAAAGACUUACGAAGAGGCUAUUUCAAAGGGACAAUCAGCCGCCCACGUGGCUGCAAGCGCCAGGGAUUCCCACAGGUUUACCGUAUCCGUAAACGUUGAGCCUGAAAGUAAAGCUAUUUUCUACUUAACAUACGAAGAGUUACUGACAAGAAAAAGUGAAAAGUAUGAAGUUGUAUUAAAUAUUAAUCCAGGACAGCCGGUGAAAGACUUAUCAGUUCAGGUUAACGUUGUAGAGUCACGUCCUCUUAAAUUCGUAAAAGUUCCGUCUUUACGAACAGGCAAUGAAGUUUCCAAAAAUGAUCCUCAUUUAAAUCCAGAAGCUGAAAUCAAGAAAAUCAACGAGACAUUCACUAUUGUCAGCUUUUCUCCAGAUGUGGCUAGGCAGAAGGUCUUUGGAAGCAGCUUGGGUGGAAAAGAGGAAGAUGGGUUGACUGGUCAGUUCGUUGUUCAGUACGAUGUAGAGAGAGAUCCGCAAGGGGGUGAGGUUUUGGUUGACGGAGGAUAUUUUGUCCAUUUCUUCGCACCUGAUGAUUUACCUCCAUUAAAGAAACAAGUCGUUUUUGUUUUAGACACGAGCGGCAGCAUGUCAGGUAUAAGAAUCACCCAACUGAAAGAAGCGAUGGACAGCAUUCUUUCAGAGUUAAAACCCGAAGAUCUCUUCAGUAUCGUCGAAUUCAAUUCGGUGGUUAAAGUAUGGAAUAUUCCUGAAAAAAAAGUUACUUAUCAACUUGGCGACGACACAUACUUUUAUUAUGAACCGACAACUGAAAAACCAAAAGAAAAAAUUGAUCAAGUAUUGCCAGCGUCCUUCCAAGCAACAGCUGAAAAUAUAAACAAGUCAAAGGAGGCAAUUAAACAAUUUAACGCCAAUGGCGGUACAGAUAUCGAAUCGGCUUUAAAAAUAGGAUUGCAAAUUAUAGCAAAAACUCAAGGUACUAAUAAGGAUCAUCAACCUAUCAUUGUUUUCUUAACUGAUGGAGAACCAACAGUUGGGGAGACUAUUACUUCUAAAAUUACAUCCAAGAUCACCGAACUGAACAGUCACAAAGUUCCCAUAUUUUCCCUCUCAUUUGGAGAAGGAGCAGACAGGGCCUUUUUGCAAAAAAUUUCCUUAAACAAUCAGGGAUUUGCCAGGCACAUCUACGAAGCAGCUGAUGCUUAUCUUCAACUAGAAGACUUCUACAAGCAAAUUUCUUCACCGUUACUCUCCAAUGUUACAUUUAAGUAUGUAGAUAAUGUUGAAAAUGUCACCAGGACCGUUUAUCCUAUUUUGUUCCGAGGUGGAGAAAUCCACAUCGCUGGCAUCACCAAAGGAAACAUGGAGCUUCCUACAGUUGAAGGUUUAGGAAUCAAUGGGCCUAUUAUAUUAAAACCAAAAGUAUAUCAAUCAGCCGGAAGUUUAGAGCGUUUAUGGGCAUAUUUAACUGUUAAGCAACUGCUGGACCAAAGGGAAAUCGCCGAAGACAAAGAACCAGCAACAAGAGAAGCUCUAAAGUUGGCCCUGAAGUAUUCGUUUGUCACAGAUGUUAGUUCUUUGGUAGUAGUGAAGCCUAAUGCGAGUUCAACAGUUGGAACUGAAGAUGCGUCUAAAGUUCCAUCGCCUUUUUAUGGGAAUCAUAAACUUGGCUUUUUUGUAUCAAUGUCCACCUAUCAAUCUGCACAUUUUGGUGCUCCCAGUAGUUCGAGUUUUGCUCUUGGCGGUGGUUAUAGACAGAGAGUAGCACAAAUUGGUGUCCCUCUUAGUUCGAGUUUUGCUUUUAGCGGUGGUAAUAGACUUGCCUUGUUGGCACCGCAAUCAGCACAAUUUGCCGCCCCCAGUUCUGGUUUUGCUCUUAGCGGUGGAGUCUCGCACAUCUCUCGUCCUCAACCGCCUUUCCAUAACAGGCCAGUAUCACGGGAUGAGGAUCGAAUUGUAAUUGUAUCGGGAUCAGUAGGUGCUUUCGGCUCUCGUAGGAAAUCGGGUCGGCCAAGGAAUCGAAUUUCAUCGUCUAGAACUUAUAGUUUUAGCACAUCUAAAAAAGCUGGUGGGUAUGCCGUGAAUAUGUUAACAACACCAGCAGAUAUUCACUACUCAUAUGUACAACCAUCGCUCGUGAUGGAGGAGGAUGCAGAUGAAAGCAUUGGACUCUCAACAACACAUAACUUAAAUAUUCCUACUGCAAAUCCCACCAUUAAUAACUAUUUGCCGAGUAUCCCAUGGCUGAAAGAUGUACUAAGUGAAAAUGGCACUAUUACACUAGAUUCCGGUACUUAUUCGAUUGGAUUAAAUCAAACGUUACCAGACCCCAGUCUCAGCCCAGACUGUCCAAACAGUGAAAAUAAUUUACCGGGAAAAUGUACUUUGCUUGAACAAUGCCCGGUGAUUCACAAAACUUUGGUUGACUUUGUUACUUACAAAAAACACUCUUGUGUACUUCAGAGUUUUGCUGGUGUUUGCUGCCCUCUAAGUACCAUCACGCCAGUACCUUAAAUUUGUGCUUACUACAAAUUUUACUUUCAUAUUUAUGUAUUCAUGAAUUAGAUAAUUAGACAAAACUCGUUGCCUUUUUAAAUAAACAGUUAAACAAAAA
Molecule: messenger RNA, 3102 nt
Organism: Anthonomus grandis grandis
Lineage: Eukaryota; Metazoa; Arthropoda; Insecta; Coleoptera; Curculionidae
Product: inter-alpha-trypsin inhibitor heavy chain H4-like
Exons: 19
Coding region: 177-3002 (941 amino acids)
Source: RefSeq, a predicted model, not a curated record